AUGAAUUGUGAAAACAGUACAUACAGGAGGACUGAUUCUCAGUUUAAACUACAUGUAUUAUGGGCUCCUCCAGAGGUUCGUAGCGGGACAUACUGUCGGCAGUCAGACAUCUGGAGUUUCGGCGUUGUGUGCUUAGAGGUCUUCUUGGAUGGAGGAACCCCAAGGUUAACCAAACCAUCCCAACCCUCCCCAGGCUCCGAUCCACAGGAGGAGCAUUGGGCACGCCUCGCUCAGAACGAGAGAUUCCCGAAACCUUUGACCUGCCCCGAUGAGGUUUACGAGAUCAUGAAGCUGUGCUGGCAGAGUGAUCCACAAAAGAGAAUAUCAUUCAGAGAAAUUGUUAAGAAAUUGACUAGGAUCAGGGCUUCUCAAUAGGUCACCACCAGAGAAACUGAUGUGACCCUAUUUUGGAGAUAUCCCUGAAAUGAACAGGGUUUUGCCUGGGACCAAUAACAAACUCCAGGUUUAGCUUAUCUCAGCUCAAACAUCCAUAAUGCUCUUUCUAUGGAGAUAUACCUGUGAAAUUAAUAGUUGUUAUCAUUCAGUUCUAUGUGUGUGAUUUCAUUGUAUAACAUCAUAUUAAGAAAACGUGGAAAUUGGUCUAGUAUCUUGCCAUACUCAAUUUUAUCUGAACAAACUUUCAAGCAGGCUAUGAUAGAUAUUUGUUAAUAUUUUUGGAGGUUUUCUUUAAUUGAAUAUAACAUAUUGUUAUGAAUUCGUAUUUUUAUAUUUCUUGAUUAAAGCUGUGUUUUUGUUGUAAAUGUGAAUACCUGAACAAACUCAUGUUUCCAGACAACACCACAUAUUUUCAUUGUGAUGAAAUACUGUUAAGUGCUACAAUACUAAUCAUUGGAAAGCCCUGUGAUAUUGUCUAAGAUAUGUGAUGCUAUUUAAUUGUUUGUUAAAGGGACAUAUUUCUUUACAGAUACUUAGAAAUGCCAAGUUGACAGUUAACCCUUUGCAUGCUGGGUAAAUUGUCGUCUGCUCUAAAAUGUCGUCUGGUUUAUUCUAAAUUUCUUUCAAUUUACUUAAAACUUUGGGGAUAUAUUGACUGAGUGGCAAACAGCUUGGAAAAUCGCCAUCAGCAGCCUAAGGGUUAAUAAGCCAGUAGCUAACGUUUGUUAUCUAGGCAAUAUUGCUAUUCCUUAUGUUGUUAGACAGAGUUCUAUUUUUUGUAUUACAUGUAUAUCAGUUAUUUGUUUGUUUUGUGAUUGAAUACAGGACAUUGUUUACAUGUAUUUUGCACAGCAGUUCGAUGGGAAUGAACUCCUGCUUUGGUGUUAAAUGACCUGUAAUUUUUUAAUAACAUUUGACCUAAAUAAAAAAAAUCAUAGUAGAUUUAUCAAAAUGGUCGUUUCUACCCACGCUCUAGCAUAACAUAACUUUGAAUUACUGCAGUUUAAGGUAUUUCGAGAUCACUUAUAUUGUUAAAAUUCAGUCAUUAUUAGAUAUUUUCUGCUAGAUUGUUGGUAGGAAUGAACACUUUGAAAGAUAUGGAAAAAUUUUUUUUAGGUUAAAUGUCACUAAAAAUAUGACACCAAAGCAGGAAUUUCAUUCCCUUUAAACUACUGUGGUAUUUUGUUAUUGUUUGUGUUUACGUAUGAAGUGCUUUUAAUGCAAUGACUCCGAAAGAUUUUGUCCUGAUGAGGAAAUUCAACAUCUCAGCCUCAGAAAACCUAUUUGAUUUUGUCAAAAUUUGGCGAUACAAAACAUGAAAAUAUAUAAAUGAGCCCAGUGAUAAUUUUUUAACCUGAUAAUGAUACCGAAAGAUUACAGAACAAUGUUUUCCUAAAAAACAGAUGUAUUAGUUGUGGGAUUGGUUGGCAUGUUAUACGCAAUAUCUCAACUCUCAUGGGUUUUAAGUCACUUUCUUAGCUAAUUACUGAAAUUCUACUAAAGUGCCAUGUCAGUAUCUUCUUUAUAAAGACUUGCACUUCGAUAAGCUUUGUGAGGAAAAUAGCUGUUCAUUGAGGACAUGAACAUAUAGUCAAUAUAUUGGCAUUACUAGCUCUAACAAUUACUAAUAUACGUGCAUGUAGGGGUUGGCGUUUUAUACAUGCACGUACAUGUAAGCAUAGGCGCUAUAUACAUGUCAAGUUGUACAUGUAGGCAUUGGUGUUAUACGCAAAUACUAGCAGUUUGUUUCAGACUUGAAGUUAUUAUUAGUUUAAACUUUCGUUGCAUUUGCUUGUUGUAUAAUGUUUUGUUAUAGUGUGAUAAAAUCAACAAUUGUUAUUGAAUAAAAGAUGGUGUGUGAUUAUAAA
This is a messenger RNA of Mya arenaria, 2264 nucleotides long. Its product is annotated as protein-tyrosine kinase 6-like. Gene Ontology annotation, biological process: cell surface receptor protein tyrosine kinase signaling pathway; positive regulation of kinase activity; multicellular organism development. The record is from RefSeq and is a predicted model, not a curated record. Gene Ontology annotation, molecular function: transmembrane receptor protein tyrosine kinase activity; ATP binding. Bases 1 to 375 code for a protein of 124 amino acids. Gene Ontology annotation, cellular component: signaling receptor complex. The transcript has 3 exons. NCBI's taxonomy places the organism in Eukaryota, Metazoa, Mollusca, Bivalvia, Myida, Myidae.